Molecule: messenger RNA, 1816 nt
Organism: Cydia splendana
Lineage: Eukaryota; Metazoa; Arthropoda; Insecta; Lepidoptera; Tortricidae
Exons: 10
Coding region: 1-1575 (524 amino acids)
Source: RefSeq, a predicted model, not a curated record
AUGGUGGCGCGGUUCACGGUCGGCCACCACUACCGCGCGCUUGUCCAGCGCGUCAGCUCCAAGCACAGGCGCUGCCUGCUCGAGUACAUCGAAUACGCGGGACAGACGGUGGUGGCGCGGUUCACAGACGGCCACCACUACCGUGCGCUCGUCCAGCGCGUCAGCUCCAAGCACAGGCGCUGCCUGCUCGAGUACGCGGGACAGACGGUGGUGGCGCGGUUCACGGACGGCCACCGCGCGCUCGUCCAGCGCGUCAGCUCCAAGCACAGGCGCUGCCUGCUCGAGUACAUCGAGUACGGUGAGUGUCUCUAUAGAGGACAGUACUAUAGGAGCUGCCAACGGCGGGACAGACGGUGGUGGCGCGGUUCACGGACGGCCACCACUACCGCGCGCUCGUCCAGCGCGUCAGCUCCAAGCACAGGCGCUGCCCGCUCGAGUACAUCGAGUACGACGGUGGUGGUGCGGUUCACGGACGGCCACCACUACCGCGCGCUCGUCCAGCGCGUCAGCUCCAAGCACAGGCGCUGCCUGCUCGAGUACAUCGAGUACGGUGAGUGUCUCUAUAGAGGACAGUACUAUAGGAGCUGCCAACGGCGGGACAGACGGUGGUGGUGCGGUUCACGGACGGCCACCACUACCGCGCGCUCGUCCAGCGCGUCAGCUCCAAGCACAGGCGCUGCCUGCUCGAGUACAUCGAGUACGGAGCUGCCAACGGCGGGACAGACGGUGGUGGCGCGGUUCACGGACGGCCACCGCGCGCUCGUCCAGCGCGUCAGCUCCAAGCACAGGCGCUGCCUGCUCGAGUACAUCGAGUACGGCAACGCAACGAUCGUGGAAGACCUGGAGUCCCUCUGCCCGUGUCCCGAUAACUUCUCCCUCGCCGCUCGUCCGACGCUCACCUCGCACGUGACGCUUCAGAUGAAACAGGAGGCGUUCUCCGACGCUGCGACAGCCUAUUUGGACAAGCUGAAGGAUGACGCCACUGUGUUGACGCUGAGCAUUCCAUCCGGCGAGAAGACCGGCCCCAGCAAGACUCCCGUCCGCCUGACCGUGACGGAGUCCAAUGAAGUAGUGAACCGCACCGUGGACUCGCUGUCCACGCCGGAGUGGCAGAAGUUACUGGAGCGGGGCGGGGAUGUGCUAGAAACGGAAACGUUCCACUUCCACCACGUCACAUACGUGGACCCUCCAGCAGCAGGUGGCGAGAUGGUGAUCCUGGACUGCAGCACGCUCGAGCACGCCAUUGUGAGCGGCCACCACAAGAACGCCGAGCACGCGCGCAAGGCCUUCGCUCUCACUCCCCAGCUGCAAGAAUAUUGUAACAGCGCCCUCGCCAAGGACCCGUACCUGCCGAAACCCGAGGAGCUGUGCAUCGCGAUGUGCCCUAUCAAGAAGCAGUGGCUCCGCGCCGUGAUGGGUGAACAACUUGGCGGUCCGGGCGGCGCUGAAGCCCAGGUUCUGUUCUACGACUACGGACACAUGCCGACCGUGCCCGUCACCGCGCUGCGCAAGAUGAUGCCCGAAUUCGCGCGAGAUAUACCUGCCGCUGUCUGUACCCUGGUUAUCAAAGGUUAGUGCACCAAUUGUACGUUAGAUGGCGUUGUACCGGCCGGUGGAAAUCCUACAUCGCGCUGUUAAGAUUUUUCCUAGAAUAAUGGGGUUGGGUGAUGGAUUUUGUGUAUUGUCCUUGUGGAUCGCUUGGACUUACGAGUGGCAGUAAUUAAAUGGUUUCGUGGGGUAUUUGGUGAGAAGUAUUAUGACAUCGAGAACAAGGAAGGGAUGGGAGACCAGGCCCCUGUUUCACCAACGUGACAGG